Molecule: messenger RNA, 5421 nt
Organism: Vittaforma corneae ATCC 50505
Lineage: Eukaryota; Fungi; Microsporidia; Nosematidae
Exons: 1
Coding region: 1-5421 (1806 amino acids)
Biological process (GO): mitotic cell cycle; base-excision repair, gap-filling; DNA replication
Cellular component (GO): epsilon DNA polymerase complex; nucleus
Molecular function (GO): zinc ion binding; DNA binding; DNA-directed DNA polymerase activity
Source: RefSeq, a predicted model, not a curated record
AUGGAUGGAUCAAAUCUUGUUCAAGAAAGUCUCCUUGACUUGCAGUUUGGAUAUGAUUUUUACUACGGCUUUGAACCAAAGCACGGAUGGCUCCUGUCAUAUAGCAUUGAAAAGAACAAGAACGACAGCCUAAACGUGACAUUUUAUUUUGUGGAUGAGUUUUCUAAUAACUUUAAAGUGCAGGUGCCAUACUUUCCUUCAAUAAUCGUUGAGUGUAAGGAAGAACUAAGUAGUGUAGAAGGAUAUCUUAAAAAGCGAUAUGAGGGAUGUAUACAAAGCACUGAAGUAGUUGAGAAAAUCGAUGUUAAGGAGUAUAAUCAUCUUAACAAACCACCGAAGAAAUUCUUAAAACUAUACUUCAGGACAGAAACAUCAUUUCAAGAGUGCAUAAAAAACUUAAAGGAUGUUAUUCUAGAAAGCACCAAAAACAGGUACAAAAAUGAAAUUUAUUCAGAUUUAUUCCAGGAGAAGUGUGCGAAUGAUAUAGCAAGUGAGAUCAUUCAAAUCCACGAGUACGACAUACCUUAUGAAAUUCACGUUGGAAAUGAACACAAAAUACGAUGCGGAUGCUGGUAUGAAAUAUCAUAUGAUGGUGAAAGCUAUAAAAUUGAACUCGACAAGCAGAAGAUUGCAUAUCCAGACCUACGGAUAUUUGCGUUUGACAUCGAAACCACCAAACCACCCUUAAAGUUCCCAAAUCCCGAGUCUGAUCAGGUGAUGAUGAUUUCAAUUAUGACUGACGAGUUCGGCGAACUAAUAACUAAUAGACAAAUUGUCUCAGAGGACAUCCAAGUGUUUGAAUAUCAUGCUAAAGAUGACAUGCGGUGCAUGUUCAGGGUUUCUAACGAGCCCUCGGAGGAAGCCCUGUUAAUACGCUUUUUGGAAGUAAUCUUGGAACACAGGCCACACAUUAUAACAACAUACAACGGUAGUUUCUUUGACUGGCCAUUUAUUUGCAAAAGAUUAAGCAAGUACAAUAUGAAUUUAUUUAAUUCUAUACAGUUUAAAGAGGUAAACGAAUACUUUGAUUGCCCCUUCAUAAUUCACUUGGACUGCUAUAAAUGGGUUAAGAGAGACUCGUACUUGCCAAUGAAUAACCAGGGCCUGAAGGACGUGGCGCGUAUAAAACUUGGGUAUUUUCCAGAUGAGAUAGAUCCCGAAGACAUGUUUAGGCUAGCUUCAGAAGAUCCACAGAGACUUGCCUCGUAUUCAGUCUCUGAUGCAGUAGCGACCUAUUAUCUUUAUCUGAAGUACGUGCAUUCCCACAUUUUCUCUGUGUGUUCUUUGAUACCAUUGCCACCUGUGCAGGUUUUGUGUAAAGGCGCCGGAACCCUUUGCGAGUCUCUUCUUUUAGCUGAAUCUGUUAGCUACAAAAUUCUUGUUCCACUUAAAAAAAGAACUGAUGGUCUCGAGUACUACAAAGGCCGUUUGAUUGAAAAUCUUACGUAUGUAGGUGGCCAUGUAGAGUCUCUUAGAGCUGGCAUCUACAGGUCUGACUUUUACCAGGAAUUUAAUAUAGACGAUCAGGUGGUUGAGCUUAUUAUCGACAAUCUUGACCAAAUAUUAGAAGAUUACACCAGCUGUACUGAUUACCAAGCAAAGAAGGAGCAAUACAUUUGCGAGAUUAAAAGUUGCAUAGGCAAAAUAAUGAGUAAGGGAUGUAUCUACCAUCUGGAUGUUGGUGCUAUGUAUCCUAAUAUUAUACUUACAAACAGGCUACAGCCGAUUUCGGUUGUAAACGAUGACGUUUGCAUUAGAUGUGAUUAUAACGAUGAGAAAAAUCAAUGCAGAAAGAAAAUGCAAUGGAUUUCAAGGGUUGAGUAUAUGCCACCAGAAGCAAAUGAAAUUAAUAUGAUUCGGAACCAACUUGAAAAUGAAACAUUUGCAGAUUUUAAUAGUGGCAUAUUAGAAAAAGUUGCCUAUAAAGACUUGCCUGAAGGCAGGAGAAAUGCAAUAUUGAAAGAUAGAAUAAGUGAAUACUCAAAGAAGAUAUACAAGAGAGUUAAAAAGGUGGAGGAAAACAAAGAGGAUAUUUAUAUCUGCCAAAGAGAAAUACCCUUUUAUGUUGAAACUGUCCGGAAGUUCAGAGACCAGAGAUACGUUUACAAGAAUCUGUACAAAAAGGCAGCUCAAGAGUAUGAAAAGAACCCAACGAGUGAGAACAAAAAGAAUCUUGUUGUUUAUAAUAGCUUGCAGGUUGCAUACAAAUGUAUUUUAAAUUCGUUCUAUGGAUAUGCCAUGAGGGAGGGAUCCAGAUGGUUUUCUUUGGAGAUGGCAGCUACGGUGUGCAAUGUUGGUGGCCAAAUUAUCAGGCUUGCAAAGGAGCUCGUUGAAAAGAUAGGAAUGCCGCUUGAGCUUGAUACUGAUGGCAUUUGGGGAAUGUUGCCCAUCAGGUUUCCACACACAAUUUCAUUUAACGGCAAGAGUGUUUCAGUUCUCAGUCUGAUUUUAAAUUAUUUUGUCUGUAAAAAGUUCACAAACCAUCAAUACCAAGUAGCUAAUGGUCACGGUGGAUUUGAUGCAGUGCAGCAAAAUUCAAUAUUUUUCGAGCUUGAUGGUCCGUACAAAACUAUGGUCAUUCCGUCGUCAACAGAAGAGAACAAGCUGCUAAAAAAGCGCUAUGUGGUUUUUAAUGAGGAUAAUAAGAUUGUAGAACUCAAAGGAUUUGAGCUUAAGCGCCGGGGCGAGUUGCAUUUUAUUAAAAAAUUCCAAGAGGAUAUUUUCAAUCAUUUUAAUGAUGGUACAACCCUAAAAGAAUGCUACGAUUCGCUGGCAAGUAUUUGCAACUACUGGAUGGGCAUUAUUGACCAACAAGGAGGUCCGUUGGAUGAUGAAUCAAUAUUUUACCUGUUUUCCGAGUCAAGAAAUAUGUCUAAGAGUGUUGAAAGCUAUGCAAAUAGAAAAUCAAAUAUAUUGAGCACGGCCAAAAGGCUUUCUGAAUUCCUGGGUGAUGACAUUCUCGAAGAAAAGCUCAAGUGUGAAUUUAUUAUCAGUAAAUUUCCAACCAGCGCCCCGAUUGUCGACCGUGCCAUACCUGUUAUGAUAUUCCGUAGUGCUGAAAAGGAUUUUUAUCUAAAAAAGUGGUUGAAAACAGCAAAUAAUACAGAUCUAAGGGAUAUAUUGGAUUGGGGUUAUUAUAGAAAACGUUUUGAAAAUAUCCUUCAGAGGCUGAUCGUUAUUCCAGCAUAUUUGCAAAACAUAGAGAAUCCGAUUCCAAGUGUUAGUCUUCCGAAUUGGAUGAAGGAUGCAUCGAAAAGAGAAAGAUUGGAGUUUUCCGUAGUCAAGGACAUUGAAGAUUCUGUUGUAAAGAAGAACCUUUCUGAUGUGUUCUACACAAAAAAUCAGUCAAAAAAACCAAAAACUAAUACAACGAUCACUGGCGAUUGUAUGAUGCAUGUGUCUGUUGGUGUUUCGGAUAAUAUUAAAACAGCAGUCGUCAGUCUGAAAAAUUCAGCGUUUCUGGAAUAUAUUGCUACAAAUACAUCGAAAUGGAUGGAGUUUUACACUAAUAAGCUUUCAUUUGCAUCAAUAGUAGCCAAGGUUGAGGUUGUUGAUCGAAAUUAUGUCACAAUCAAGUACUUGAAUGGUAAAUCUGUGAGCUUAGAUUUUGUUUGUGAUUUAUAUCUUGAUGUUUUCAACAAAAAGCACUUUGCUGAAAACCAGAUUGUGAAAAUGUACCUUCCCGACCAGAAUCUCUCGAAAGAUCUGGUAAAAAUUCAAUCGGCAGUAAGUGAAGUGGAAUCUAAAAAGUACUCAAAGUUCUUGAAUCAUUUUUCAAUUAUGAAAACAUAUAACAGAUUUAAACCCGAAUACCAGUUUUUCAAUCAAACAGAUCUAGUGUGUGGAGCCGUUGACUGCGUUGUAAUAUCCUCAUUUAACUAUUUAAAAAAGCCAGCCUUUGUCAUUACAACCACCGAAACGUUUAUAGUAUCGGAUACUAAACAUCCUAAUGUACUGAAGUUUAGUUUGAAGGAUUUCAUUGACAUUCGUUUAAAAAAUCAUAGAGUUGUUGUUUUCAGCAAAGCAGAUGCUAAUUCCACAACAAUAUCUGAUUCUUUUAAAAACUUUUAUCAGCUCGCAGUUGAUGUAGUGGCAACCUCGUUCUUAGAAACAUUUGAAAACCUAAUUAAGAUUCACAUUGAAUUUAAUUCUGAAUUGAAAAAAUGCUUCAGUAAUCUCCUGGAUAUUUCAAAGUUCGCAAAAAUUCCUAUUAUGAACAUCGAUGACUCCGUUCUUGACUUGAUGCUAUACAGACACUUUUUCAGAAACGGUGUAAUGCCUGUUCAAGACAUUGAAUUUUCACCUAAAUUGAUCAAGGAUGAAACACAUAGGUCGGGGUAUUAUAACUCAUAUUGCAUCCAAUUCGAAAGCUCCAAUUCACUUAUUUUAUCCAUUCUUGAAUACAAGGCAACAGCCUCAGAUAUUUCCUUAUAUCAUGGAUAUCAAAGGAAAGAUUUUCAAGUAUUUAAAACCUUUCUAAAGGAUUUGGUAUUAAAUGCUUUGAGGGGAAAUGAUGGACUCAAAUCACUACUCUUGAAAAUUCCAUAUUGGGCUAAAAAGGGCUCUGGAAUCAUUUCUUCAGAUCUUCGAGAGGUCAUUGAGAUUACUCAUCAGCGAUAUAAUAUUGGACUGGUUUCAGUGCUGAAGGAGAACCAUAUUAAGAUUGUUUCAGCUUCAAAGGAUUUGAUGAUCAUAGAUACCGAAAAACCAACCUUGGACGGAUGCAACUCUUUUGUUGAGUAUUUGAAGAACAAAAUAUCAUCUAUUCCAGGAUAUGAGUUAUUGAACUUGAAGGUUUUGAGGAUAUUUGGAAAGCUUGGGUUUGUAGAUCAAACGAAUUAUUUCUUCUAUGAAAAUAACGAGUUUAUUUCUGGAUUUUCUGAAUGUAAAAUUCCACUGUCAUUUCUGAAAUUAUACUUUUCAGACGCUGAAGUUAAAAACGAGGACGUCUAUAGCUUAGUGAAGCAUGUCGACAGAAAAACCCUCAAAGCAAUGCUCCGACUGCUUUCCUAUAAACGGGAUAUUCAUGGGCUUGCAUCAAAUUGCUACCGACUAAUGAGAUGCAGUGAAUUUGACGACCUUGAUGAGCCAGAGUUUAGUUUGACAGUAUAUUGCAGAAAGUGCGGAUUUGAAAACUUUCUCAGAAAGCACUGCAUUAAAUGUUAUUCAGUAAUCGACCAAGAGCAAGUUAAAAAAGAAGCAAGUGAAUAUCUUAAAUAUUGUUGGAAAAUGCAAAUAUUCGGGAACAGGUUCUGCAACAAAUGCGGUUGCUGUGAAGAGAAAAAGCUAAAAGAGUACUGUUGUUGUGGAGGAAAGCUUGUCAAAAAAGAAUAUUUAGAAGAUGUGUGCAAAAUACAGAAUUUUGUUUCAUCAAAGGUUUUUGACUGUGAGGUUGAAAAGUUUAAAAGUUUUUUCAAAUAA